Molecule: messenger RNA, 186 nt
Organism: Chlorella variabilis
Lineage: Eukaryota; Viridiplantae; Chlorophyta; Trebouxiophyceae; Chlorellales; Chlorellaceae
Exons: 1
Source: RefSeq, a predicted model, not a curated record
CACGCCGCGGCGCACCCGGCGCGCCAGGCGGCGCACCAGCACCCGCUGAUGCACGCGCCGGUGCUGGGCCAGCCGCAGCAGCUGGGGCAGCCGGCGGAGGGGCUGGUGCUGCCCAUCGUGUCGCAGGCGCACCCGCAGGCGGCGCCCGAGCCGGAGAGCGACCCCGUCGCCGACAUGCUGGCAUAG